AUGCCUUUCUCACGCUCCAUCAACAUUGUUGGAUGCCAUGCCGAAGGCGAGGUGGGCGAUGUGAUCAUCGGCGGAGUCUUAGAUGUGCCCGGCAAAACGAUGUUUGACAAGCUCGUUCAUUUCGAAACCAAAAAAGACAGCCUGCGUCAACUGCUUCUCAACGAGCCCCGCGGUCGGUCGUCCAUGAAUACCAAUCUCGUCCUUCCGCCCUGUGACCCGCGUGCGGAUGCUGGCUUCUUGAUCAUGGAGAGUGAAGAAUAUGCGCCCAUGUCCGGCUCCAAUAUCAUCUGUACCACAACUGUGCUAUUGGAGACUGGGAUGAUCCCAAUGACAGAACCCGUUACCAAAGUAACAUUGGAUACUGCCGCCGGGUUGGUGACGGUCACCGCGGAAUGUGAAGGAGGGAAAUGUAAAAAUGUGGAGUUCGACAAUGUUCCUGCAUUUGCUUUGGAAUUAGACUACAAAGUCCAAGUGCCCGGGAUGGGGCAAGUAUCUGUCGACAUUGCAUAUGGAGGCAUGAUGUAUGUAUUAGUUGAUGCCGCUUCCCUGGGAUUGGUAGUCGACAACCAACACGCCCGUCAAUUAGUGGAGAUUGCGGAGAAAAUCAAACGUGCGGUGGAGGCUGCGUAUACUCCGGUUCAUCCUGAAAACCCUGGUAUCAGGGGAUUUAGCGUCCUGGAAUACACAGUGCCCUUGAGAAUGGAAGCCGGCACUAAGGUGGCAAUGAACGCAGUCGUGGUCUCGCCAGGGCGAUUUGAUCGCAGUCCCUGCGGCACCGGAACAUCUGCGCGCUUAGCGGUGAUGCAUUCUAGAGGCCAAAUCAAAGAGGGAGAAGUCUUCAAGCACCGGAGCAUCCUGGGCACUGAGUUUGUUAGCCGAAUUCGGGGCAUCACGAAGGUCGGGAAAUACUCUGCUGUCCUGCCGUCUGUCAAGGGUCGAGCUUGGAUUACAAGCUUCAAGCAGGUCGUUCUGGAUAUAACAGAUCCUUUUCCAGAGGGAUUUAGAGUUGGAGACCAGUGGCAUCUGGCACCGAACUAG
This is a messenger RNA of Penicillium canariense, 1038 nucleotides long. Its product is annotated as putative proline racemase. The record is from RefSeq and is a predicted model, not a curated record. The coding region runs from base 1 to 1038 and encodes 345 amino acids. The transcript has a single exon. Lineage: Eukaryota; Fungi; Ascomycota; Eurotiomycetes; Eurotiales; Aspergillaceae. Gene Ontology annotation, molecular function: 4-hydroxyproline epimerase activity.